AUGAGUCUUUUCAAUUUCAAGCAACAGAAAUCAAGGGAUGCGUCCGUGGAUUCGACUGAACGAAGUGCUAUGGCACCAGUUCAACCGGCUCGGAAGUGUGGGUUUGGCUUUUCGUUACAUUAUUGAUUUUUUUGGAAUUUUUGAAAAAUUUUUUAAAACUUUGAGGUUGUUCAGUAGCUUGGCUUUGAUUUUAAAGAAGUUUAAAAAAGAUUUAAAAUUUUGACAUUUCGUUACAUUAUUGAUUUCCAAUAUUUUUCAGCCAAUGAAAAACGAAGGUCGAACAAGCGCUCCUCAAGCUCGAGCAAGUCCCAAUCUCACAGUUCGGAAAAACCGAAAAAAGCCUCAAAAAUGCUGAAGAGUAAGCCGGCCGGAUCCAAGCCUCGAAGCAGUUCCGAUCAGAAUCGAAGUUCCGAUAACAAGUCGCCAGAUCGUCGAAGCCCACACCAUAGUCCGGACCCGAAGAAGGGCGAGCGGCGACAACAAGCCGCCCGAACUCCCAGAUCAAUGAAUAGGCAUAAGGCAAAGUCGAAAAGUGGCAGUGUAAAUUUUUUUUAAUUUUCAUUUUUUAAACUUACUUUUUUUUACCCGACCCUUACUAUUAUCUUUACCCCCACCCUACCUUUACCCCUACCCCAAUCCCUACCCCUACCCUUACCUUUGCCUAUUUUUACCCUACAAUACUCAAGUCUGACGUACCUUGCUUUACAUUACGUUUCCUUUCCAUAGCCUACUGUACCCUAUCUUAUAUUAUACCUCUUUACCCUACCCAAGACUUCAAAUUUAUAAUUAUAAAACUUGUUUUAGGUACGACAAGGUGAUGUUGAAUUUCCAAAACAUAGCAAAAGAGGAUCAACUGUCAUUAAGGGUCAUGGCGAACGACAUCGUAAGGUUACUAGGGUAAGCUUUUUUUUGAAAUUAUUGUUUUUAGGUAACAUUUCAAACUUUUUUUGAAGUUUUUUUAUAAAAUUUUGAUUUUUUUUGUAAUUUUUUUUUAAUUGAAAUUUUUUUUGAAGUUUUGAGAUUUUUUAUGAAAUUUAAAAUUUGUUUUUGAAAUUUUGAAUUUUCGAUAGAAUUUACAAUUUUUUUUGAAAUUUUUAAUAAAAUUUUAAUUUUUUUUUAAUUUUGAAAUUUUUUAUAAAAUUUUAAUUUUUUUUAAAUUUUAAAAUUUUUAAAAAUUUAAUUUGGAAAACCAUGGUAAAAAAAAUUAAAAUUUUCUAGCAAAGCAACGCCCCCAAAAAAGCGAGGACAAGAAUCAGGACAGUGCCAGUAACGGGGAGACAUCCACCGAGUCCGAGACUACCAGAGCCACCCGGUCCAGUCGAAAAUUCAGAAAAGCCGGUUUAUUGUCGAUGGAGAACGAGGACGUUGGGAUUCGACGCAGGAGAUCGAAGAGGAAGCGGAAGGACAAAAAGACAAUCGACGAGAAAACAGAGAAUUCACAGGCCGAGGAGAGGACUGAGAAGGAUGCCGGGGAGGUAGGAUGGUUUACUUUGUGGUAGCGGGCUUUAUCUUACUACAAUAUGUCAUACCUUACCCUACUGUGAACUAUCAUAUCUUAAUUUGUCUUACCCUGCCCUACAAUACUCUACCUUACUGUACCCUACCGUACCCUACCCUACCUUACUCUAGCUUACCCUACUCUAAUCUACCCUAUCCUACCGUACCCUACCCUACUCUACUCUUACUCUAUGUUGGCUCCGUACAGUACUCUGACUUAUCGUACCUUACCCUGUCGUACUAUACCUUAAUUUACCUUGCCUCGCCUUACUCUACCUUAGCUGAAAUGACCCUGCUCUAUCCUACUCAUAGCUCUGCUCUUGCCUUGCCUUUGGUCUACCUUAUAAUUGCUCUGGCAUUACUAUGUGUUACUGUAGAGUUGCCAGCUUUACAAUAGCCUUGGUAUAACCAUAUCAUAGCCAAAAAUAGUUCAGUCUAUCUCUGUCUUUUUCUUAGCCUAACCAUUUCUUCUUUAUCUUUUGUUCAACCUAACCAUACCCUUACUGUUUUUUUAUAGUCCUACCUAAUCUUUAGCCUAAUUUCGUUUUAGUUAGAGUCUAGCCUUACUAUAGCCUGGUCGAUUUAUGAACUUAUAUUAUCAUCAAUUUAUGAACUAUAUGUAGUAUCAUCAAUUUACGAUACUAAUUUUCCAUUUUUUUUCAGUUCGCUUUAAGCCGUGACGAGAUUGACGCGUUAAUUGCAACACUACAGCCGGAGCAAAGAGAGCCAGACACAACCAAGUACGACCCGUCCGACCUGGACGACGACGAACUCGAGAAACGUUCAGCCACACUCUUUAGCCUAAACCGAUCCAAACUGAACACCGCCAUUACGCACGCGUUGAUGGCGGACGAGGAGUUCAACUCGGUCCGACCACCAUCCUGGGAGCACGAGACCAAGUUCUGCGACACGGUGGAGCGAAGAACGUUCCACGUGGUGGACAAGAACCGUGCCAGAGACGACGAGUUUCCCCUACUCGACAUUGUGGUACAAUCAAGCAAAGACAAGGAAGCGGUCGUUUCUUCGUCUUCGACUACCAACAGUUGUAACACCACCAGCUCCACUGAUAAAACUGAUAGAUGA
This is a messenger RNA of Bursaphelenchus okinawaensis, 2580 nucleotides long. The record is from the annotation of a GenBank genome assembly. NCBI's taxonomy places the organism in Eukaryota, Metazoa, Nematoda, Chromadorea, Rhabditida, Aphelenchoididae.